Acanthochromis polyacanthus (spiny chromis) is the source of this 2031-nucleotide messenger RNA. RefSeq names its product Aly/REF export factor (gene alyref). NCBI's taxonomy places the organism in Eukaryota, Metazoa, Chordata, Actinopteri, Pomacentridae. Gene Ontology annotation, biological process: mRNA export from nucleus. Gene Ontology annotation, molecular function: mRNA binding. The record is from RefSeq and is a predicted model, not a curated record. The transcript is spliced from 6 exons. Gene Ontology annotation, cellular component: nucleus. Bases 1025 to 1729 code for a protein of 234 amino acids.
GGCUCCGGCGGCGGCCGUGGAGGAGGCCCUGGGCGUCUUGGAGUCAGCGGCGGUGGAUUUGGAGGCCGAGGAGGCGGAUCCGGCCCCAUGAGGAACCGACAGAACAUGAACCGCGCUAGAGGCAGACCAACGCCAUACAGCAGGGUAUGAGAAAGUUAGAGGAAUUGGCAGAGAAAGGAAAACCUUCGGCAAAGCUGAAAAUGCCUGGGUAACCUCCUUCUGUUCUCCAAUAGGCUUGCUAGCUAAUCCACUAGCCAGCAUGCUAGUCGAGCGAAUUAAAUGAUUGCUAACCGCCGAGCGUCCCUCAGAGGAGAGCUCUAUAGUUAGCGGUUAAGCAUUAAUGGAAGUUUUAUGCUUUAUGUGUCCCUUCUCCCACAACCCAUGUGUGUUACAUCAUUUUUCAAGAAGAGGCCUUUUGGAGAGAGCGGUUGUGUUAGCCAUGUUGGCUAACUAGCUAAAGUUGGAGCUUGAAGGCCUCGGCGGCGCCAUUUUGCAUCCAGCACCUUAAAUUAGAGCUAGUCGUCCACGGUCAAUGACGGUGCUUUCCACCCCAAGUGUCAAAUUGAUGUUGAGAGGAAACUACUUCAUCGAGAAAGUUCACCCGCAAAUGAUUUUUUUUUUACUACUUUUGGGAGAGUAGUUUUUGUCCCAAGUCCCGGUGCAGCGUCCAGGCGGCCUUUUGUUCGGGAGUGGCUGGCGGGUUUCACAACAAGGCCUGUUGGGUGGCUUUUCAACCAGUGUGGCUGUUGCUUGUGGAUGGAUCAGUGGACUUCAACCCCCGAUAGUUGUUCAUAUAAGUCAAAUCUUCACUCCCUAAGUGUGAAUGAGUGUCUAGACAAACCAAACAAAGCCCCGGUCAAAAUGGCGUGGUCUCAAAAUGGACGCUCAGAUAAUCCACGCUCACAUAGAGGGGAUAGCGGGCCCUUUUUCUAAUUGUUUACAUCCACACCAUCUUAUGGACACUUCCCCUUCGUGAAAGCCCCUUUCAUGGCUUGGUAAAGAACUCUUGAGCGGGCCAGGAUACAUGGUGCAACGCUGGAGGCAACGCUGCUUCAGAUGGCGACCCCCUACCCCGAGGAUCAUAUCUGGAGGGCCUUUGGUGGAGGCGCAGAUGGCAAGAGAACAAUGGGCAAUUUUGGUAGCUAGUCUGCCUAAACAGCUUCCGGAUAAGUGGCAGCACGACAUGUUCGACAACGGCUUCAGCGGCUUCAAUGGUACUGCUGGGGGUGGCGGAGGAGCUGGUGUGGAAACUGGAGGGAAGCUCCUUGUCUCCAAUCUCGACUUUGGGGUCUCAGAUGCAGAUAUUCAGGAACUUUUUGCUGAAUUUGGGACUCUGAAAAAGGCUGCAGUUCAUUACGACCGAUCAGGAAGAAGCCUGGGCACUGCAGACGUCCACUUUGAAAGAAGGGCAGAUGCUCUCAAGGCCAUGAAACAGUACAAUGGGAUCCCACUUGAUGGGCGACCUAUGAACAUACAGCUCGUCACAUCACAGAUUGACACACAGAGGCGACCUAUGCAGGGUCUGAACAGAGGUGGUGGAGGCAUGAACAGAAAUCGUGGCGGCGGCUUCGGAGGCAUGCAGAGAGGCCGAGGAGGGCGCAGUGCAGGUGGUGCCAGAGGAAGAGGGCGAGGCGGCCGUGGUGGUGGCGGCACUAGCAAGCAGCAGCUGUCAGCAGAGGAGCUAGAUGCCCAGUUAGAUGCCUACAAUGCCAGGAUGGACACCAGCUAAAGAAAUCAAGUUCUUCCUCGUCCUCAUCUCUUCCUGUCUGCACAGCAGAAGGGUGUUGUUACAGAUGUGCAAAAUAUUUUACACUUGGUUGUGUUCUGAUGUAAUUGAAAUUAUUGUUCCAACCUCUUCUUUUAAAUGCUCCAAAGUGUUUUUUACCAGUAUUUUUUUUCCCUUUUUUUUUUUUUUUUUUCUGAUGAAAAUGGUUUUGGCUGUAGGUUAUAGAACUGGGUUUUCCCAGUUCUUUCUUCUACCCUGUAGUAAAUGAAACUUGUAAUAAAAACCUGCAGUGCAUAUUAACCAAA